Molecule: messenger RNA, 540 nt
Organism: Neodiprion fabricii
Lineage: Eukaryota; Metazoa; Arthropoda; Insecta; Hymenoptera; Diprionidae
Exons: 3
Coding region: 82-381 (99 amino acids)
Source: RefSeq, a predicted model, not a curated record
CACAGUAUAACAGCAGCAACCACGAGGAACCCGCUAUCAAAGUUUACGUAUUUAGACGAGCUAGAGACGAAUUUUACAAUCAUGUUUAAACCCGUGAUAUUCUCAAUCGUUUUGAUCUUGGCGACCGCGCAGGCAGCACCGGCUGCCACGCCAGAGACUGCAAAACGCGAUGCUCAAACCCCGGCCUCGACAGCCAAGCUGACACCCAUCGUCGGCCCAAUAGUGUCGCCAAUUGCGCAUAUUCCUUUGGCCAGAGCCCCAAUACUUCCUCAGGUAUCUCCUUACCAGUACGCCUACUCAUAUCCGGCGCCGAUAGCACCGGUUGCCUAUGUGCCAGGCGGCUAUUCCAUUGAGCAGCACGGCUAUAACAUUGCUUACUGAUUACUGAUGAUCGAGUCCGAUCGGUAAGGGAUUGGCUUGAGAAAACACUGCAGCGUUGAUAAUACACCACGUUAUAUGCAUACCAUGUAUCGAUAUAAGCUUAAUUGUUUCAUGAAAUGUAAUAAAUGAUCGAAUAAAUUGAUAGCAUUGGAUAAAGAA